CGCACACAAGAAACUCCGCCUCAUUUGCUCCCGGAAGUGAUCUCUUAAGUCCGUCGUGCGCGUACGCGCAGCCGAGUCGUGGCCGUCGCGGAGGUUAAGCCCGGGUAUCGUGGCCCUGGGCGCCGGUUUUCCUUGUCUCCUGAAGCUCCCAAGCCUGCACCAUGGACUUUCAGCACAGACCUGGAGGCAAGACGGGGAGUGGGGGCGUGGCCUCCUCCUCCGAGAGCAACCGGGACCGCAGGGAGCGCCUGCGGCAGCUGGCCCUUGAAACAAUCGACAUCAACAAGGACCCGUAUUUUAUGAAAAACCAUCUGGGAUCCUAUGAAUGCAAACUCUGCCUGACGCUGCAUAACAAUGAGGGGAGCUACCUGGCCCACACCCAAGGGAAGAAACAUCAGACUAACUUGGCCCGGCGAGCUGCCAAAGAGGCCAAGGAAGCCCCUGCCCAGCCAGCACCUGAGAAGGUCAAGGUGGAGGUGAAAAAGUUUGUGAAGAUUGGCCGCCCUGGCUACAAAGUGACCAAGCAGAGGGACACAGAGAUGGGCCAGCAGAGCCUGCUGUUUCAGAUCGACUACCCUGAGAUUGCCGAGGGCAUCAUGCCACGCCACCGCUUCAUGUCUGCCUAUGAGCAGAGGAUUGAGCCCCCGGACCGCCGCUGGCAGUACCUGCUCAUGGCUGCUGAGCCCUACGAGACCAUUGCCUUCAAGGUGCCAAGCCGGGAGAUCGACAAGGCAGAGGGAAAGUUCUGGACCCACUGGAACCGAGAGACCAAGCAGUUUUUUCUUCAGUUCCACUUUAAGAUGGAGAAGCCUCCUGCCCCACCCAGCCUCCCAGCUGGACCCCCAGGCGUCAAGCGACCCCCACCCCCACUCAUGAAUGGCCUGCCUCCUCGCCCACCACUGCCAGAUGCCUUGCCCCCACCUCCGCCUGGUGGCCUGCCUCUGCCCCCUAUGCCUCCCACCGGGCCUGCUCCCUCUGGGCCCCCUGGACCUCCCCAGAUGCCUCCACCAGCUCCUGGGGUCCAUCCCCCAGCCCCAGUAGUCCACCCACCCACAUCUGGAGUUCAUCCCCCUGCUCCUGGGGUACACCCCCCAGCACCGGUGGUCCACCCACCAACAUCUGGAGUCCAUCCCCCAGCUCCAGGUGUGCUCCCAGCAGCCCCAGGAGUGCACCCAGCAGCCCCUGGAGUGCACCCGCCAGCUCCAGGGGUCCACCCAGCAGCCCCUGGAGUGCACCCGCCAGCUCCAGGGGUCCACCCGCCUGCUCCAGGGGUCCACCCUCCCCCGUCAGCUGGAGUUCAUCCUCAGGCUCCAGGGGUACACCCACCUGCUCCUGCAGUUCACCCGCAGGCUCCUGGGGUGCACCCCCCAGCUCCUGGCAUCCACCCUCAGGCACCUGGGGUACACCCCCAGCCUCCUCCUGGGGUCCACCCUGCUGCACCUGUAGUCCACCCUCAGCCUCCAGGGGUUCACCCCUCAAAUCCUGGGGUGCACCCAGCUCCUAUGCCCCCCAUGCUAAGGCCUCCACUCCCCUCAGACGGCCCUGGGAACAUGCCUCCCCCUCCCCCAGGCAACUGAGUCAUGGCCCCAGCACCCCCUGCUGCCUGUGUGCAGCCUUUUCCCGGGGCCAGUCCUUGAAAAGUUUUCUAUUUUGUCCUGUUCUGAGUCCAUUAAACAGCCUCCCCCAUGUC
Messenger RNA from Myodes glareolus (Bank vole), 1690 nucleotides. RefSeq names its product splicing factor 3a subunit 2 (gene Sf3a2). NCBI's taxonomy places the organism in Eukaryota, Metazoa, Chordata, Mammalia, Rodentia, Cricetidae. Gene Ontology annotation, biological process: spliceosomal complex assembly. Gene Ontology annotation, cellular component: U2-type prespliceosome; nucleus; U2 snRNP. Gene Ontology annotation, molecular function: nucleic acid binding; zinc ion binding. The record is from RefSeq and is a predicted model, not a curated record.